AUGGCGGAAGUAUACAAGGUGAGUUUGAAACUUGUUAUAGACAAGAAAAGGAAGAGGGUUCUAUAUGGUGAAGCAGACAAGGAAUUCAUCGACUUUCUUUUUACUAUACUUGCUCUUCCUGUUGGAACUGUGAUUAAGCUUCAAUCCACAGAACCCAUGCUGCCUGGCCCCCUCUCAAAUCUCUACUGUAGUAUGGACUCCUUGAACACGAUCAACUAUUUUGAACCAAAGCGGCGUCUACAAAAUCUACUAAACCCAAAGACCUAUUAUUUAUGUAAUAACAAUUAUAGAAAGCAGUCCUCUUGUCACAGUGUUAGUAGUACACAUGGCACAAAAUGUCCCAACUGCGGAGGAUACAUGACUAUCAAUUUAGCUUAUGUUUAUGUGGAUGAGGAAGAAAAGCUUAUUGAAGGAGGUUAUGUGACAGGGAUGGGUAAGUAUAUGGUGAUGGAUGAUCUUACUGUGAAACCCAUGGCCUACUCUUCCAUGUCCACCAUUUCUGUUUUGAAUGAGUUGAAUGUAGAUGAUAUUUCCCAGAUUGAGGACAAGCUUAUUCGUUUGGACAUCAAAGAGGUUUUCCUUUCUUGCUUUUGCUUUUUAGUUCUUUAA
Messenger RNA from Cucumis sativus (cucumber), 609 nucleotides. RefSeq lists its product as uncharacterized. The transcript has a single exon. The record is from RefSeq and is a predicted model, not a curated record. Bases 1 to 609 code for a protein of 202 amino acids. Lineage: Eukaryota; Viridiplantae; Streptophyta; Magnoliopsida; Cucurbitales; Cucurbitaceae.